This is a messenger RNA of Phyllopteryx taeniolatus (common seadragon), 1290 nucleotides long. Its product is annotated as transcription factor 15. The transcript has 2 exons. Lineage: Eukaryota; Metazoa; Chordata; Actinopteri; Syngnathiformes; Syngnathidae. Gene Ontology annotation, biological process: regulation of transcription by RNA polymerase II; developmental process. Gene Ontology annotation, molecular function: DNA-binding transcription factor activity, RNA polymerase II-specific; protein dimerization activity; RNA polymerase II transcription regulatory region sequence-specific DNA binding. The record is from RefSeq and is a predicted model, not a curated record. The coding region runs from base 373 to 903 and encodes 176 amino acids.
AAAGUAACUUCAGAUGUUUUCAAAUGUAGAGGGUAAAAUUGGAAAAAUACCUAACUCGUAUCAUUAUUUGUACUUCAUUACCUUCCACCACUGAUAAAUCGAGCCAAACAUAAACCUGCAUCUCCAGCACAACUGGUGUCAACCCCCGCACCAUCCCCCACCUCUUCCUCUUACUGCACGUUCCACCUGUCCCCCCUUCUCCAUGGUGGGCUGGCGACCCACAAAGCAGCCGUCAUUCAGUAGUAAUGCUAUGCUGAUCCGGAGCGGACCCCUCAGUCACCGGAUCAGGUGCAGCUGCUCGGUCACUCGGUGCUAUUUUCACCCUGAGGAUAAAGUGAUGUGCACGCCACGCUCACACGUCAGGCUGCCAGGAUGAAGUCCGCAAGCGGCGAGCGCACAGACUGCUUCGCGACCGACCCAGAGGACAGAGACAGCGAGAGCGGAUCGGACGGAAAGUCCACCGGCGCCUGCAGCCCUCACCGCGGAAAGGAGCCGGAGCCGGCCAGGCGAUGGAGAAGGUGGAGACGUGGCAGAGAAGGGCGUCUUCCACUUGGUGUGAGUAAACAGAGGCAGGCGGCCAACGCGAGGGAGCGGGACAGGACGCACAGUGUCAACACGGCCUUCACCACGCUGCGUACACUCAUCCCGACCGAGCCUGCCGAUAGGAAGCUCUCCAAGGUGGAGACGUUGCGUCUAGCGUGCAGCUACAUCUCACACCUUUCCAACGUGUUGAUGCUAGGGGAGGAGAAGCGCGACGGGCAGGCGUGCCUCCGCCACCAGGCUGCCGGCGUGCACGGCCCCGCACAACGGAGCGCGCCGCCGCUCCGGGCCAUCUGCACCUUUUGUCUGAGCAACCAGAGGAAGCAGCUCAGAGACGACAGGAAGAGGUCAACUAAAGUGUAAAUCCACAGAACUACAUGAAGCGGUCGCGCACGUUUACAUUUGUACAUAUUUAAUAUUUGUUCUUAGUUUUGAAGAAAAAAAAAAACUGGAAAGCACUUUGGUUUGUGCCUGUGAACCAACCUGUUUUGGUUGAGUUGCAACCUAAGCCUGUGUACGGUUGCACUAUUUUGGCCACACCAAGCCCCUAUAACUUCUGCAGGAAGUGUAACUAUCAAAUAUCUGCAAUAUUUUGCACAAUUCACAUUACUUCUAUGCUACACAAGGCCCUUUCAGACAGUGUUUUAAAAUUGUGCAUUUAGAACAAUGUAUAACCCUCCAAAGAAAUGUUGCACUACCUCAAACAUGUUUACCUCAACAUCAAAUGUGUAACAUAUUGUGGCGUGAUAC